Messenger RNA from Trichomonas vaginalis G3, 1506 nucleotides. Its product is annotated as rRNA processing. NCBI's taxonomy places the organism in Eukaryota, Parabasalia, Trichomonadida, Trichomonadidae. The transcript has a single exon. Bases 1 to 1506 code for a protein of 501 amino acids. The record is from RefSeq and is a predicted model, not a curated record. Gene Ontology annotation, molecular function: protein binding. Gene Ontology annotation, biological process: maturation of SSU-rRNA from tricistronic rRNA transcript (SSU-rRNA, 5.8S rRNA, LSU-rRNA). Gene Ontology annotation, cellular component: 90S preribosome; small-subunit processome; nucleolus.
AUGAAAUCUGCUCAAUGCAUUAUUUUCUCAACAAAAUCUAGAUCUUGUCUUUUCCCUCAAAAUCAAAAUCUCCUAAUGACACGCGUUAUUGCAACAACUGUCAAUGGAAUUAAAACAUUUCACAUCACAGCAGAAAAAGCAACACCAGAUUACUACGGCCAGCGUGCGAAUAGAAAAAUUGGUACACAUGCAUCACUGAAAAAUAAAGUCGAACUUAUUGCUGAAUUUGAAUUUUCAGGAAGUUCAAGAAAUAUCGAUGUUACAUCAGAUGGCAUGACUCUUGCCGUUUCUGGAGAGUAUCCACCCGUUAUAAAAAUCUUCGAUCUUGUAGAUUUAUCACAAGUUACAUUAUAUUCACUUAAAGGAAUGCCUUCUCAUUUUCAAUUCUUAUCAGACGAUUGGGCCAAGCUAGUUUCAUUAAGACCAGACCGAAAAUUAGAUUUCUAUAACAAAGGUGGUGAUCUCUUUUCAGUGCCAUUACCAUUCCGCUGCCGUCACUUCGCAUAUGCAAAGCCUACAGCCAACCUAUUUCUUGCAUCAGAAGAAUCUCAAUUACUUCGUUUGAAUUUAGAACUUGGCCAGUUCAUAGAAUCAGUCCACACUGGUCCCAAAGUUGCUAACAAAGUAUGUAUUUCCGAAGAAUACCAAAUUAUCUGCGCUGGUUUCGAAACUGGCGAAAUAGAAUUUUAUGAUCCACGUGAUGCAUCUCGUGCUGCCGUUGCAUCAGUUGACCUUGGCUCAGAGAUUACCCAGCUUGCCUUCGACAAGUCCGGACUGAAGCUUGCCGUUGGUUUAGCUAACGGAACAGUUCCAUUGAUGGACAUCCGUAAUUCUAACCCUGUUUUCACUUACUCCCACAGAAACAACAGUCCGAUCAACACAGUCUGCUUCCAUCCAUCUGGAAAACUCCUCUCCUCCGACAAAAGAGGCUGCAGAAUCUACGAUGUCGACACAGGAAACUUCUUCACUUCCUUCGAGACAAAAGCAGCUCUCAACCAAAUCUGUCCUUACCAGAACAGUGGCCUUAUCUUCGGCACAGUCGAGACAGAGCGUGUUCAGGUCAUGCUCAUCCCAGAGCUUGGCCCCGCACCUCGCUGGGCAUCAUUCCUCGACAACGUCAUCACUGAUGUCGAAGAAGAAAAAGAGAAUGGAACGGAAAUUUUCCAGGACAUGAAAUUCAUCACAAGAGAGGAAAUAGAGAAGUUCGACAUGCACCACCUCAUCAAGUCAAGCGUGUUGAAGCCUUACAUGCACGGUUUCUUCAUCCCAAGAGAACUCUACAGACUCAUCACAGAUAAAUCUGGAGGAGCAACAGACGGAGACUACCAGAAGUGGGUCAAGAACAUCAGAACAAUCAGGGACGAACAGAAGCAGCAGACAAAGAUAGCUCCAGAAAGGAAGCAGAAGAAGAGAGACCAGGGAGACUUGGAGAUCACGGACUACGACAGCAAGAGACAGGCAAAGAAGAAGAAAUUGGCUCAACAGGAUCCUUAUUACAAAGAAUAG